This is a messenger RNA of Salvia splendens (bonfire salvia), 1424 nucleotides long. Its product is annotated as GDSL esterase/lipase At5g08460-like. Bases 116 to 1111 code for a protein of 331 amino acids. The record is from RefSeq and is a predicted model, not a curated record. The transcript has 4 exons. NCBI's taxonomy places the organism in Eukaryota, Viridiplantae, Streptophyta, Magnoliopsida, Lamiales, Lamiaceae. Gene Ontology annotation, molecular function: hydrolase activity, acting on ester bonds.
UUGCAUUUAAGGAACAAAACAACCCAAAAAUAUAUGGAAGAUGACAAAUAAGUGGUAACAGAAAAAGCAUGAAAACAAGCUAAAAAGCAUCACUUGAAGCCUAUUGUUAACUGAAAUGAAGCAAAUGAUGGAGAUUGAAUUCACAAAGCAUUGUGUAGCCAUUAGUUUGAUGAUGAUUCUAACUUGUUCAACUACAGCAGUAUCAUCACCUCAUGUGACCGCGAUGUUUGCCUUUUGCGACUCACUGACUGAUCCCGGCAACAACAACUACUUGAGCUCAUUGGCGAAGGCCAACUACGUCCCUUAUGGAGUCGAUUUCAAUGGAGGGACGCCUUCCGGAAGAUUCUGCAAUGGCAAGACUUUUGUAGAUUAUAUUGGAGAGUUGUUGGGGCAUCCUAUUCUGCUGCCUUACACAAGUCCUUUUGCAACCGGAACGAAUGUUGUUCGAGGAGUGAACUAUGCAUCAGCUGCAGGAGGGAUUCUUGAAGACACGGGGCGACAUCUUGGUGAGAGAUUCAGCUUGUCUGCACAAGUUGUCAACUUCGAGAGCACGUUGAGUGAGCUGCGAAGCCAAAUGGGAGACGAAGAAAUCGUCAAUUAUUUGGCUAAGGCAAUAGUUGUGAUGUCUCUAGGCAGCAAUGACUAUAUAAAUAACUAUAUGCUGCCUUCAUUCUAUUCAAGCAGCUACUACAUCUACGCUCCUAAAGACUUCGCGGAUCUUCUCAUUAAUAGCUACACAAGGCAGAUUUUGGCGCUGUGCAGCUUAGGCCUCCGGAAAUUUCUUCUGGGAGGCGUUGGACCCCUCGGAUGCAUCCCUAAUCAGCUGGCUGGGGGCACUGCUUCAACAGGAAAGUGCGUUGCUUAUGCAAACAACGUAGCAGCCAUCUUCAACGAGAGACUGAAGUCUCUCGUUGAUGAUCUAAACACCAACUAUAAUGAUAAUGAUAAUGAUAAUGAUAAUGAUAAUGAUAGUAGAACUAUAUUUGCCUAUGGUAAUACAUUAGGAGCAACUCUUGACAUUCUCAACAAUGCCAACGCUUAUGGUACAGACUCUUCCUCUACAUUAUUCUCUCUUACUUUACUCUUUCUCCACUUUAGCUAUUUAUCAUGAUUUUUAUAAAACUGAGUGCGAAAAAGAAAUGACUCAGCUAUGAGGGAACAGAGGUAGUACUGAAUUAAACGAUAACUAAUUAUGGUUAUGUUUUGCAGGAUUUAAUGUGACAGACAGAGGGUGUUGUGGGAUAGGGAGAAACCGGGGACAGAUAACGUGCCUCCCGUUCUGUCCCUUGCGACAACAGAAAGGAGCAUAUUUUCUGGGACGCCUUUCAUCCAACAGAAGCGGUGAAUCGGAUUCUGGCUCAACGCGCGUAUUCCGGCUCCCCCUCCGAUUGCCAUCCACUCAAUUCAAUAUACAGCAGAUGGCU